Molecule: messenger RNA, 804 nt
Organism: Rhodofomes roseus
Lineage: Eukaryota; Fungi; Basidiomycota; Agaricomycetes; Polyporales; Fomitopsidaceae
Exons: 4
Coding region: 106-696 (196 amino acids)
Biological process (GO): GPI anchor biosynthetic process
Cellular component (GO): glycosylphosphatidylinositol-N-acetylglucosaminyltransferase (GPI-GnT) complex
Source: RefSeq, a predicted model, not a curated record
AGGGAGAACUGCGCCAAAACGGGAACGUAUACGAGACUGCGAGCGUCUAUCCGCUUGCAACUCGAAGUUGCUGCCGCCAUCACGGCUCUCAGCGCAGCUCAUGGCAUGCGCUCCGCCGCCCCACUGCCAGAUCAUCCCGAGCUGACUGUGAUCCAUAACAGCGCAUGGUCGGAAUAUAGGCUAGAAAACACCCGCUUGUGCAGAGGUGCUCAUCGGACUGCACAUUCCGUGUUUGAAUGUUUCUGGCUCGACAUGGUCGUGUGCCUGGUUGUCGCCAUAUUAUGGCCUAUUUUUGCCUGGCACAGUGCAUUCAAGGCCGGGCUGGCUGCCGCUAGCACACUUUACGCCUACACUAGAUGCACUCAGGUUUUGCGGGAGUCUGUCGUAGUCCUCCGUUCACUCGGCCUACAGCUGGAGACGCAGAGAGGACUACCUUUCAUACCGCUGUUCACGUCGCGCAGGUUCAUACCCUUCACUACCUUGCGAGACUUUGUCAUCAACGAAGGUCUGCGCGGCUGGUCUGUUCACUAUUAUCUGGCCGUAAUACAGCAGUCGUCUAACGGGGAAGUCACGAUCGAUGUGCCAUUCGAGAACAUCAUGCCGCGAUUCCCUAUUCUUCUGGAGGUAUAUCAUGGGGUGCACGAACUCCUAUUCGAUGACACCACGGACAGCAUCGCACAGACAUGCAACAAUUAAAUACGCUCAAAACUGAUGCCGACUACAUAGCAAACAACAGUGUGGAUGCAGACCGAUAGUGACCGUUAGACGUGACAUAGCGUUAGUCUUCGCUUUCAUACGCGCUCA